Gavialis gangeticus (Gharial) is the source of this 6279-nucleotide messenger RNA. RefSeq names its product FRAS1-related extracellular matrix protein 2-like. Bases 1 to 4551 code for a protein of 1516 amino acids. The record is from RefSeq and is a predicted model, not a curated record. Lineage: Eukaryota; Metazoa; Chordata; Crocodylia; Gavialidae. Gene Ontology annotation, biological process: cell communication. Gene Ontology annotation, cellular component: membrane. The transcript is spliced from 24 exons.
AUGCCGAUGUGCCAAUAUGCCUUUAAACAGCAGUGUUUUUCAAAUGCAGAUACUCCGCAUCUCAUUGUUGAUGGACUUUCAUCUGGAGUCAGAAUCCAGUAUAGCAUGGCUAGAAAUCUCUUUAACAACAGCCAGUUAGGUUUCAUAUCCAAGAUAACCAACUCAGUUACUGAUCUUUUAUAUGCUGAUGAUUAUGCCAUGUGCAUCCACCCAAUUGGAGAGCAUCAGGGCACCCCAGACUGCUUCUGUGAGGCACAUGAAUUAUACCAGAACCAAACAGGGAACAAGCUAAAGAGGCAACCCUUUCGUCUGAACUGGGCUUGGAUUUCACUAGAGAAAGAAUACUAUGUUGUAGAUGAGGACUCCAAGUUCCUGGAGGUGACUCUUAAGCGCAGGGGAUACCUGGGAGAGACAUCUUUCAUCGGUAUUGGAACGAAAGAUGGAACAGCAAAAAAGGAUAAAGAUUUCAAAGGGAAACCUCAGAAACAGGUUCAGUUCAAUCCAGGACAGACCAGAGCUACCUGGAGAGUGAGGAUAGUCAUAGAUAAUGAAUAUGAAGCAUCUGAAACUUUCCAGAUUGUCUUGUCUGAUCCUGUUAUGGCUGCCCUGGAGUUUCCAGAAAUAGCAACUAUUGAAAUUGUGGAUCCUGGUGAUGAAUCUACAGUGCAUAUUCCUCUACUAGAUUAUAAAGUAGAAGAAGAUAUUGGUGAGCUGUUCAUUCCUAUUAGAAGAUUGGGAGACAUAAGUCAAGAACUAAUGGUCAUUUGUUCCACACAUCAAGGUUCUGCCACAGGCACCAUUCCAUCUUCUGUCUUGUCCUACUCUGACUAUAUCUCCCGUCCCGAAGAUCACACCAGCAUCAUUCGCUUUGAUAAGGAUGAGAUGGAGAAAACUUGUCGCGUAAUCAUUAUUGAUGAUUCCCUCUAUGAGGAAGACGAGACUUUCAACGUUACGCUAAGCAUGCCAAUGGGUGGAAAAAUUGGUCCCGAAUUUCCUAGCACCAAAGUAAUCAUCCUGGCUGAUGCAGAUGAUGAACCUGCUUUAUACUUCAGUGACACUGAAUACCGGGUAGAUGAAAGUGCUGGCUAUGUGGAGGUUCGUGUCUGGAGAACUGGAACCGAUCUAUCCCGAACUGCCUCUGUCACUGUGCGUUCUAGGAAAACUGAGCCAGCAUCAGCAGAAGCUGGAGUUGAUUAUGUGGGUAUCAGCCGUAACCUGGAUUUUGCUCCUGGAGUUGACAUGCAGACUCUCCGAGUGACCAUCCUGGAUGAUCUGGGACAACCAGUGCUGGAAGGUCCAGAGAAGUUUGAACUAGUUCUCCGUAUGCCUGUGAAUGCAGCGCUUGGGGAGCCUAGCAAGACUACCAUCUUUAUCAAUGACACUGUUACUGACUUGCCCAAAGUCCAGUUCAAGGAACCAGAGUACACAGUAAAUGAAAAGGACAGACAAUUGAUGGUGCCCAUUUAUCGGAGUGGUGAUAUUAAUCAUAAAUCUACAGUCCGUUGUUACACUCGCCAGGGUUCUGCCCAAGUGAUGAUGGAUUACGAGGAGAGGCCAAACACUGAUGACUCUGUAAUCACAUUUCUUCCAGGAGAGAUUGAGAAGCUCUGUGUGGUAAUGCUAGAAGAUGAUGCCAUUUAUGAAGAAGAGGAGGAAUUCAGAUUACUGCUUGGAACACCAAAAAGCAACUCCAUAUUUGGUGCCUCUAUUGGAGAGCAGAAAGAGAUCUUGGUCAGGAUAAAGGAUGAAGAAGACAAACCAGUGAUUAAGUUUUCUGAAAUCAAAUACAGCAUUCAAGAGCCUCAGGAGCCUGGAGAGAUUGUGGUUGUAAAGAUCCCUGUUUUACGUUUGGGAGACAGCUCCAAAAUAUCAGCUGUAAGAAUACACACUAAGGAUGGGUCAGCCACUUCUGGAGAAGACUAUAACCCAAUGUCAGAAGACAUUGAAUUCAAAGAAGGAGAAACUGAACAUUUUGUUGAAGUUGAGGUCCUAUAUGAUGGAGUGAGAGAAAUGAGAGAAGCAUUUACAGUGCACUUGAAACCUGAUGAAAAUAUGAUCGCUGAGAUUCAGGUGAACAAAGCCAUUGUGUACAUUGAAGAAAUGGACAGCAUUGCAGAUGUGACUUUUCCAGCUGUGCCCCAGCUUGUGUCGCUCUUGAUAUAUGAUGACACAUCUAAAAGCAAAGAGAACCCACAGCCUCUAACAGGCUACCCUCUUGUGUGUGUGACGGCAUGUAAUCCCAAGUAUUCAGACUAUGACAAGACUGGCUCUAUCUGUGCUGCUGAAAACAUCAAUGACACCCUGACCCAGUACCGCUGGCUUGUCAGUGCUCCAAGUGGCAGCGACGGUGUCACCAGCCCCAUGCGGGAAGUGGAUUCCAACACGUUCUUUACCAACACCAAAUCCAUCUCCCUGGACUCCAUUUACUUCCAAGCAGGAUCAAGGGUGCAGUGUGCAGCACGUGCUGUGAAUGCCAAUGGUGAUGUGGGCUUGGAAUUGCUCAGUCCAAUUUACACAGUGAACAGAGAAGAUGGUCUUUGUCAGCCUCGCAUCCCAGGAUCUGUUGGAGCAGAACCUUUCUCAGCCAAAAUUCAGUACACGGGUCCAGAAGAUCCUGAUUACCCCAGUCUGAUUAGAUUAACAGUUACGAUGCCGCAUAUGGAUGGAAUGCUGCCUGUUAUUUCAACUCGUCCAUUAUCCAAUUUCGAACUGACUCUCAGCCCUGAUGGCACUCGAGUAGGCAACCAUAAGUGUUCCAACCUGCUGGACUAUGAUGAGAUCCCAACCAAACAUGGCUUCCUGACAGAGAGCACCAAGAACCCUGACGUGAUUGGAGAAACUUCACCGUAUCAGUAUAGCAACCUCCUGCGAUCUGCCAAGACCUUGCGUUUCUACCGCAACCUCAACUUGGAAGCUUGUCUGUGGGAGUUUAACAGCUACUACGACAUGUCAGAGCUGAUGGCUGACUGUGGUGGCUCCAUUGGCACAGAUGGCCAGGUGUUAAAUCUGGUGCAGUCUUAUGUCACACUGCGCGUGCCCCUCUAUGUCUCCUACGUCUUUCACUCUCCUGUGGCGGUUGGUGGCUGGCAGCACUUUGACUUGCAGUCUGAACUACGACUCACCUUUGUGUAUGAUACUGCCAUCCUGUGGAAAGACGGUAUAGGCAGCCCCCCAGAAUCGGCGCUGCAGGGAUCUCUCUACCCAACCAGCAUGAGAAUCAAUGAUGAAGGGCGACUGGUUGUGAAUUUCAAGACAGAAAUUCGUUUCCGAGGACAGCUGGUAAUUUCUCACCCAGGAACUUCAUUGUCCUCAAUGGUGAUGUCUGCUGAUCACCCUGGUCUCACGUUUACACUGAGUCUCCUGCGAAGCGAGCCAACUUUCCACCAGCCUGUUCAGCAGUGGACCUUUAUUUCAGACUUUGCUGUACGAGACUACUCUGGUACUUACACUGUGAAAUUUCUCCCUUGUACUGCUGCACCCAACCAGGAAUAUACCCUUCCCAUCAUCUGUAACCCUCAGGAACCAAUCACCUUCGAGUUAGAUAUUCGGUUCCAACAGGUCAGUGACCCAGUAGCUGCUGAGUUCAGUCUCAAUACUCACAUGUUCUUGCUGUCCAAGAAGGACCUCUGGAUAUCUGAUGGUUCCAUUGGAUUUGGAGAAGGAACUGAUGUGACUUUUACUGAAGGGUCUGAAAUCUAUGGCCGAGUGAUGGUGGAUCCUGUUCAGAAUCUAGGAAACUCUUUCAUCUGUAACAUUGAAAAGGUGUUUCUGUGCACUGGGGCUGACGGGUACGUGCCCAAGUAUAGUCCAGGUAAUAAAGAAUAUGGAUGCCUGGCUGACUCACCUUCUCUCCUGUACAGAUUCAAGAUCCUGGAUAAGGCUCAGCCUGAGACCCAGAUGAAAACCUUUGGAAGCAUGGAGUUUCAAGCUAAAUUGGCAAUUGACCACACAGAUGCUCUUCCUUUAGUAAAGCAGCCUGGUUCUGAUGGUUUCAGUCUCUCAUCUGCUCCUCUUUUCCAGGUGGCAGCAGGCCGAGAAUGGUACAUUCAUACUAUUUACAUGGUUCAGUCAAGAGCGAAUGCAAACAGAGCAAUUGGCAAGAGAAGCCUAGAAUACCACCAUGUGUUGUCCCCUGGUAACAGAGAAAACAGCCUCGUGACCUCGAAGCGUAGUCGGAGAGCUAACCCAAUUGCCCCUGGCCUGUCCCAAGACAUUGGAGCAGAUAAAAACAGGGGCACAAAUAUUCAGCAUAUAGCACUUGACCGUUCCAACAAAAUCAUCAUCAACCAGAAAGAUUUGUUCCCAGCAGGUGGGCAGUAUCAGAGGCCAGUGCUGGAAAUCACCAGUGAAGACUCUAAAAACAAUAUUGUGCCUGUUGCCGGAGGAGCAGCUGGGUUGCUGCUUCUGAUCUCCACCAUGAUCUUUACAGUGUUUUUGUUGAAGCGAGAGAGACAACCGUCUGCUGGAAAAAGAAAGCCAUCCAUUAUCUACUCCAGCAGCAAUGAAACUGUGACCACAGGACACAGCAGCAGUGACAGCUCAGAAGUCUAGGGGCUCUCAGAGUGCAUUAUACAAUUUCAUCACAAACACAGACACUUAGCCCUGGCCAACUCCUUUGCACAGACACAGAACUGGCUGCUUUGGUUUUGCUGUUAGUCUUGUUACUUGCUUCUGAAUAUAGCCAAGAAGGUGUGUGCGCAUGAGGGUGCAUGUGUUAGGUUCAAGUGUGAGCGACUUGCUUAUAGAGGUCAAAACUGUUUUCCAGAAUGAGUUGACACUUGUUUAAACUGCCAUUUUCUUUUUUCAAAACAAAAAAGAAGAGAAAAAAAAAGAAAAAGCUUUUAAGAACCAGAUUGUGCAGUUAAAAAUGUGCCUUAUACCCACAACAGAAGCCUGGUGCUCUUCAAAGGGAUGUUGGUUUUAGUUACUUGUACAGUAUGUAGACGUCAUAGUUUUUGUAAGAUGAGAACUAAGAAAUACUGGAUUUUGACUCCUUUGGAAUGAAGCAGGUUCAUUGGUUAGUAGUUUCUAACAGGAGACAUCAGUGCCCAACAAGCACAGAUCUUCCCCUUUAACAGCCGUAAGACUCAGAUCAGAAUGACUAGGUUCUGAUAUGCUACAAUUAACUACAAUAAUUUUAUUCUGUGUGUACAUAAUGAAUAGGCCAUAGUUUCCAAUCUGGUGUGCGUACCACCAGUGGCAUGCAGACAGCCUGUCAGUGGUACACGUAAACAAGCUUAUUAUAAUUACUUUAUACGACAAAAAUGUGCUGGUGGUACUUAAGGUUGUAUUGUUUUAAAAUGGGUGGUGCGCAAUCUGUCCGAGUUUGAGAACCGCUGGAAUAGGGAUUAGAAGCGUACGCUGACUCCAUUGAAAAACAGUGACUGAAGGCAUGCUGACACAGAUUAGGGUGGCUCUUGAGAGAGUUCUCAAUUGGACUCAGCUCCCCUGUUUCCCAGAGCCAUCCCCAAAUCGUGCCAUGCUCAACAAUCAAGCAGUGAUUCCUCAAGAUUCCUUUGGCAAAGCCCAUCUAAGAACUGCAGAAAAUCCAAAGACAGAAACAGGGACUUGUAGGACCGCUACUGGCCAAGAGCAUGGCAUUCACCAUGCAGGUAAGCUCCAAACACAUUGGGGAAAGGAGAGGUUCAAGAUGCAACUGGGAGUGGGGCUUAUACUCAAGAUAGCAGUGUGUAUAGGCCUGAAGUAGAUAUAUUGGGAACCCUCCCCAGCGUAGGCAAGCCCAUACUUAACAGUGAAAUCCCACAUGACAACUGAUAAAGGUGGGUACUCACCACACACAAAUUGCUUCAUAACAAUUCUCUAUUUCAGGGCAUCCUUUCUUUGUUGUAGUUAAUGGGUCAGUGGAUCACUUGUUUCUUCAAACAACUCCCUGGUGAGGGUCCUGGGGUUGUGCCAUUAUAGGUGGUGUUCACUUUCUGCAAACAAACUUCACUCAACAACAAUAAAGAUUUUAAACCCCUGGGUAGAUACAGGUCACUCAUCUCAUCAAAAUAUGUCGCUUGUGGAAACUACGUGGGAGGCAGUGGCAGGGAAGGACAGAACCCCACCAUUGUUAGAGCCUUGACACAGAGGCAGUUAAGUAAGACAGAAAAGGCCACAACCUAAACUUCACUAUGGCAAUAGAAAAUAAUACUGGUGUCCUCCAGAAAGCAGAAAAGUUCUUUAAUUUGCUUCCCUUGGAGAUCUCCAUUAUGAGCUUGUAUUCUAAUGGUAAAAACAAGAGGCAGCAACCUGUUUCUAGUCACUGCUCAACUAUUC